Hyla sarda is the source of this 1125-nucleotide messenger RNA. RefSeq names its product interleukin 10 (gene IL10). Gene Ontology annotation, cellular component: extracellular region. The record is from RefSeq and is a predicted model, not a curated record. NCBI's taxonomy places the organism in Eukaryota, Metazoa, Chordata, Amphibia, Anura, Hylidae. Gene Ontology annotation, molecular function: cytokine activity. Gene Ontology annotation, biological process: immune response. The transcript has 6 exons. The coding region runs from base 303 to 836 and encodes 177 amino acids.
ACAAUAUUAUAAAUAAAGUGCAGCAGUGGUAAGUGCAUAUUAAAGUGGCACAUAGUGAGUUAAAAACAUCAAAAUCUCUUGAAUGAACUCUUAGAAUUUCAUGCAGAAGCAUAUAACACUUUAAAUACAUACACCUGUAUUUGUAAUUAUAUUCAUGUGUUUCAAUAUACAGGAUAAAAGAUAAGAAGGAGGAACGCUCACCUGUACAGAGCAGUAAUGGCGCCGACUAGCAUAGACAGUUCUCCACUGCGCAGGUGAAAAAAGGCCGUAACGGAAUACGUGAGAGUUUAUCUGAGAGAAAGAUGAAGCAUUUCUCCUGGCUGCUGGUGCUUAUUUUCAUCUUCAAGGAGGUGAAGAGUCAAAGUGGAGAUGAGGAAGGAAGCUGUCAACGUAUUAUGAACAUAUUCCCGGCCAAACUCAGAGAUCUGAGAUCUACAUUCCAGAAAGUCAAGGACUAUUUUCAAAUGAAAGACAAUGCCCUUGACACAAUAUUGCUUGAAAAAGAUUUGCUGGAUGACUUUAAGAGUUCAAUUGGUUGCCAGACUGUAUCUGAAAUGAUUCGUUUCUACCUGGACGAUGUCCUACCUCAUGCAAAAGGCGACAAAAAUGAUGUCAAAUCAAAUGUUCAUUUCAUGAAGGACAAGCUCCUGGACCUGAGACAAACAAUAAAACGCUGUCAACAUUUUCUCCCAUGUGACAGAAAAAGCAAAGCAGUACAACAAAUAAAGAAAAAGUAUAGUACGUUAAAAGAACAAGGAAUCUACAAAGCAGUCGGAGAAUUUGACAUCUUUAUUGAUUACAUUGAGGAAUAUCUGAUGACCAGGAGAAAGUUAUAGCACCUACUUUGCUUUAUUCUCAACCCAACUCAUAUAUGUGACCUGCUGAAUGAAAACAAAAACCCUCCCAGUGAUGACUUGUGAGGGUAUCUCAAGUAUCAUUGUCAUAACAUGUUUUAAAAUGUCACGUGGGAGAUACUCAGUCAUUUAAUGUUCUGCUGUUUUUUGUAGGAAAUAUGAAGUACAAACUGGGCUUUGUUAGCUACAGGGGAACAUAUAAAGAGCAUUCAGUUGAAUGUGAGAUAUAUCUACAAAGAAUUAUGGAGGGUGAUAUCUGAUCAUGUUGAUU